GCAGCUGUUGCUGUGCGUUCGAAGUCAGUCAAGUCGUUGCGUCGACUCUGUUAACAAUGUGACAGUCAAACCAUCAUGCCCUGAGUUUUAUAAUCAGCAUGCGCAGAUCUACCACCACUGACAACGCUAAAGGACUAAACAGCGCGACACUCGCAAAACUUAAUUCAACUUUUGUUGCCAGGAGAGGUUUGUUCGCCACACUCGGGAGGAUUUCACACUCUCUGCCCGGUUUGAAUGACAAAGGCGAUCCCGUGGGAAAAUCACCCGCCUUCAUAAAAUGGAUAAAGAGACGGUACUCCGUCCAGCGAUUUUGAUUAUUGCUCUUGUGUUGGUCUGUGAGGGCCGUGUGGUGAAGGUUCCAGUUGGUCCUCUGGUACAUGUAGAGGGGCAAGCUGUCUCCAUUCGCUGUGAUGUGUCUGACUACCAGGGACCCCGAGAUCAGGAAUUUGAGUGGUCUUUCAUCCUUCCAGAGGAUACACUCUUGAUCAUCUCCACCUUUGACAGUAAUAUCGUGGACAAGUCAGUGAAGGACCGGGUUAACAGUGGUGACAUCAGUUAUAAUAAACUGGGAGAUGCUGCUGCUGAACUCAAAUUCAAGAAGGUCAGAGUGACCGACAGUGGCCUGUAUCGCUGCAGUACCCCGAGCACUGAUUCAGUCAUCAGCGGGAACUACUACGCCGAUGUGGAGCUCAAAGUGAUUGGGGACAGUCUGAAGGUGGCUCCAGUCAUUCCCAAGUCAACGGUGUCUGAGGGAGAAUCAGUGGAACUCCAAUGCAACACGAAAAAGGGCUUCACAGAGCACACCUUCCUCUCUGUUAUCUGGUUGAUCAGGAAAGGGAGCAGCCCGCUGGAGGAAAUCUUGACAUUUGGGCCGGAUAAUAAGAUCAAAGUAGGAGGCAGCUACACUCAACGUUACACAGAUGGUGGACUUCAGUUGGACUUUCGUGGAGAUGGUUUUUAUGGAUUGGUCCUGAAGAAAGCAAAGCCGUCAGACCAAGGGGAGUAUGUGUGUACGGCCCAGGAGUGGGUGAGACAGGGUGAAGAAGGAAGAAACUGGUGUAAGAUUCUGGAGAAGUCUGAGGAAAUGGGAAAGGUUGUUGUUACACCCACCAGCAACAUGUUUAUGAGGUUUUGCUUUAAAAAAUAGCUGGUAUCAUGUGGAACUCCUGAGUGGUAGCUUUCUGUUAUAAUGUGCAAGAUCUUAUGAGAUAUGAUUAUUUUUGAUGACUUUGGACUGUGAAGAAGAUGUGAUGACAUUUCCAGUAAGAUGAUAUAGAGCGCAACAGUGAUGUCCCCUUUUAAUAAUAUAAAUAUAUAUAUAUAUAUAUAUGUGUUCCUGUAGCUCAACUGGUAGAGCACUGCACUAGCAAGCAAUGCAAGGUUGGGGGUUCGAUUUCCCGGGAACACAUGAUAUGUAAAAAUUGAUAGCCUGAAUGCAAUGUAAGUCACUUUGGAUAAAAAGCGUCUGCUAAAUGCAUAAAUUUAAUUAAAUUUAAAAUUUUAAUGUAAUAAGUGACCUUGCCUCUUUUCAACCUUCCAUUUUUAAAUACAUAUGCAAGCUGAAAAAAAAAACUUUAGCAAAAGGCUUAUUACCGUAGUUUGAGACUCUAGGGAUACAUACUCGCAAAAUUUCAUGGGAGUAGGCAAACACAGCUGAAUACUUUUGGCACAAUUUCAACAACAAACCUAACCAAAAGAAACACAAAUCACUCUUAAAAAAAAAAACAGUAAAUAGAUGUUUUAGACUUCUAAAGCAAAAGUUAUAAUACCCCAUGUUUUAACUCAAAACAUUACAUUUACGUGUGGUUUGCCAAUGGCCGUGCUCAGGAACAAUAUGAGGUUCAAGCUUUGCUUUUUUAGCUUUUACAUUUCAUUAAUCCAUUCCAUGUUGAAUAUAAAAAUAUUAAUCCUCAAAUCAAAAGAAAAGGCUGCAAAGCGUGUAAUAGCCAUAGUGGCAGUUAUAAAAAAGGUGAAUUAUUCUGCCUCAAAAGGUUUUGCAGAACUAAGAAUCAGUGAUCAAACUGCACAUGUAGACUCAGUUCUACCUUCAACAUCAAACUUGACAUUAUAAGCUCUCGCUAUUUUAAAUUACUCUUUGCACAUAAAUUACCUAAAAGUUGAUUUUUUUUUUUUUGCUUUAUUUGCUAAUCUCGCGUGCGGUGUAGACACAGAAUUUGUGUGACUGAUAAAACCUCACUCGUUAUUAGCCUGGUACAUUUAAAUGUUUUUAUUUCUCAUUAAAACCAUUCUUUUCAUUCUGGUAUGUGUAUUUUGUGAGCAAUAUGCAUUCGAAAGUCUGUAAAUGUACUUUAGGUUUGCCAUCUGAGCCUGAGGUGAGCAUGGUCGUCAAGGUUACAGAACCCAUUUCUUUAACUCUUUUUAAUUUAUGCUGGGGGAUUUGUAAAAUAAAUCAUUUUCUGUAGACACCAGACACAACAAAAUGCUGCUUUCUAAGGCCUAGUAUUUUAUUAAAAGCAGUCCUGUCUGUCCAAGUUCUUUCAUAUGAUUCUCACUUCAGUAAUUGUUAAUUUUAUCUCAGCUUGACUUGAAGUUGUAAAGAGGCCCUGAGGGAUUACAAAUAUUGGCAAGGAUGCUCAAUGUAUAGCUACAAAAGGACUAAAAGUAUCAUAAAAGUAUAAAUAAAAGCAGUCCAUAAUCCAAA
Molecule: messenger RNA, 2662 nt
Organism: Carassius gibelio (silver crucian carp)
Lineage: Eukaryota; Metazoa; Chordata; Actinopteri; Cypriniformes; Cyprinidae
Product: prostaglandin F2 receptor negative regulator-like
Exons: 3
Coding region: 278-1147 (289 amino acids)
Source: RefSeq, a predicted model, not a curated record